GCGCGGGGCGGCUGUCCGGAUACAUGGCACGGCUGCGGCCGGGCUGCACGGCGGGGACCCGGCGCUUUCGGUGACUGGAACGACCGGGGGGCAGCAGCGCGCCCCGAGAUAGCUAAGGCAUGGCGGGUGUUUCUCUAUCGAACAGACACGAUCCCUUCCUUGGUGACAAACGUAUGUUUUGACUGUGGAUCGAAAAACCCUAGCUGGGCAAGCAUAACAUAUGGAGUCUUUCUUUGUAUUGACUGUUCAGGGACGCACCGAUCGCUUGGCGUGCACUUGAGUUUCAUUCGAUCUACAGAACUGGAUUCCAAUUGGUCUUGGUUUCAACUGAGGUGCAUGCAAGUUGGAGGAAAUGCAAAUGCUUCUGCUUUUUUCCAUCAACAUGGAUGCACAACAAAUGACACCAAUGCAAAGUAUAACAGUCGAGCUGCUCAGCUUUACAAGGAGAAGAUUAAAUCUCUUGCGACACAAGCAACAAGAAAACAUGGUACUGAUCUGUGGAUAGAUGGAUGUGGAAUGCCACCUGCUUCACCUCAGCACAAAGAAGAGGACUUUUUUGCAUCCCAUGCUUCUUCCAAGAAUACAGAAUGGGUAUUAUCAGAGCCAGAACCAGUUCCUCUACAACAGAAAGCUUCAGAAAACAUCCUGGAAAGCUAUGAAGGUGGACCAGAACAUGGACCAAGUGUUGAUUGCCUUAGUACAUCACCAAAAGCCACAUUAGAGAGCACCUCCUUCAUAAAAAAGAAGCCGAAUCAGGUUAAGAAAGGGCUUGGUGCCAAAAAAGGCGGUUUGGGAGCACAAAAAGUCAGCAGCCAAAACUUUAAUGAGAUUGAAAAACAAGCACAAGCUGUAGAUAAAAUGAAGGAACAAGAGGAUCUUCAUAGCAGUAAGAAAAUAGAGAUGGAAGAGCCACUUGUAUCAUCUUUACGAUUGGCCUACAGAGAUCUUGAUAUUAAAACAAAAGAAGAAAAGUUAAAUCUAUCUGGUAAGAAGAAAAAUGAACUAGAGAGGCUUGGCAUGGGAUUUGGCAGCAACAGAAGUGGCAUUUCUCACUCUGUCAUCUCAGAUAUGCAGACAAUAGAACAAGAAACACCAACAGUUGCAAAACCAAAGAAAAAGUACAUAGAUGAUGCAGAAGACUCCUAUUUCUCUUCUUCUAGUUCAAGGUACUAUGAUUCUUCAGAUUUGAGAAGCAACACUUUCUCUAAAUGGGAUGACAAUUCGGAUCCUUUUUGGAAGAAGGAAAGUAAUAGCAGAGAUGUUGAUGUAAUAUUAACUCCGAAAAAUACAGGCUUUUCAGAGAGGCCUGCAUCUCGUCGUAAGCCUGAAUAUGAGCCGUCUUCAAGCACCGAUGAGGCACAAAAAAAAUUUGGCAAUGUAAAAGCAAUUUCAUCAGACAUGUAUUUCGGAAGGCAAGAUCAUGCAGAUUAUGAAGCUAGGGCUCGACUGGAAAGACUUUCUGGAAGCUCCUCUAUAAGUUCAGCAGACUUGUUUGAAGAUCAGAAAAAGCAGCCGGCAGGAAGCUACAACAUUACAAACGUCUUGCCUUCUGCUCCUGAUAUUGCCCAGUUUAAACAAGGAGUGAAAUCAGUGGCUGGAAAGCUUUCUGUACUCGCUAAUGGAGUCAUGACAUCUAUACAGGAUCGAUAUGGUUCUUAACAACUUGCAUAUCAAUUAAGUACACUAAAGAAGAGUUUCUCUUCAGGUGCACAAGUAAUCACACUGCUGAUUUGAAUAAAGGUUGCCUUAAGACUGUUAAUGUCUCUAAUUGUUCCAGCCUAUUUUUGUGCAGCUUUCUGGCGCAGCGUCUUUUUAUUGCUAUUUUGUCUUCACAGAGCAGAAAUUAUGUAGCAACUUGUUACAUUGCAUAUGCUUUUAUUUUCCUUUUCCUUGACAGUCUUGUGUUUCUCUUAGUGACCUUGAUGUUAGAUGUUGGGAACUUUGUAUUAUUACUGCUUUUGUCUGUGAGGCAAGAAAGGAUGAGCACGUACAUUGGAAAUGAGCUUUCCCAACAGAAACCGCUGUGCAGCUGUAUCCUCAGUUGCCAGACAUAACGUAUCUUCUGACUGUCUUACAAGCUGUGGAGAAGAAAGUAAGCUUAUGCUGAGAUUGUAUUUAGUGGUCUGUAGCAAAACAUAGAAUGAAGUUAAACCUGCGUUUAACAGGAAGUAAAAGCUCUUGCAGUAAAUUGAUGUGCAUUGAAGUGAUGGGGGAUUAAUGUUUUUAAAUGACAUUUGUGCAAGAAAAUGUUAUACUUAAUGUGAGGUAUAAGGGAGAUGAGGCACCUGGUAUUUUGAAUAAUAGAUUUCAUCCAUUUACGAGAACAAUCUAUUUAUUCCUGGUUUUGAAAGUCAUAAAAAAAUUGCAAUAUGGAAUCCUUAAGUGCUUUAAAAACAAUCUGUAUUGUGUACAAACUGAAAAAACUUUAAGUAUAUAAGGGGCUUAAUAGAGUAGUUAGUAAAAUACUUGUUAAAAUUUUCAGAACAAUCACAGUUUUUUUGAUAAAUAAUGACAUUUUGGAUGAGGAAAUAUAGUAGAACUGUGUUUUAGACAGUUUGGAUUUUUUUGCUGAUGACAUCUUGUAUAAAAAUGAUCAGAACUUAACGGAAAAACCUCACAACCAACAAUGAGCUCAAGCUAAUUCUGUUCUGUACCUUUGAUUCUUAAUUCAAAUUUGUAAACUGCUGAUAUCUAAUAAAAAAAAGAAAAUUGGUAUAAACUGAUUUUUUUUUAAUUAAAUUCAUAUAUGCAGACGCCAGUCUCCAGCUUUUGAAUACUGCCAUCUGUAUUCCAUAUAAUGAUCUGGUAAAAUUAACCUUCCAUUUCAGUUAGUGAAACUAACUUUCUUAUUAAAUUGCUAUAGCAAUAGAAAUCAAAGCAACAAGUGGGAUGGAAAAGAAAGUUUCUGUAUUCAAACGUGGUGAAGUACAGUUCACAUUAUGUGGAUGUACUUGUUUUUCUGUUUCUCAGUGCCUCUUGUAUUUAACUCUCACUUCCUCUAACUUCUUCUCUCACAGCUGUUCAGAUUUAAGCUAAAAAUGAUGAUUCUUUUCUGAGAAUAGAAGUAUUUGUCCUGCUCAGUUGUAGAGCUUUUACACUUUUUUUCCUUUCCCACUCUGUAAGAUGGUUUUGCCUAAUGUGAAGAGAAAAUGCUUUAUUACACAUAAAAAAUGGUCUUAUUUUCAGAUUAGCAGUCAGCUGCACCCAGUGACUUGAAGAAGAGCUGCUCUUCUGAAAACUAAUCUGCAGGUUUAGACAUUUGUGUGUGGAUAGAGUUGCCUUACUUCAGGCAGUGAAGUAUAAUAAAAUGUAGUUCUAUCCUUGCCCCCGCCUCCAUCCUGUCCCAUCCUCUCUUUUGGUUUCUCAUAUUUUAAACAUGUAAAUGAGAUCACCUACAUGUUUGGGUUUUUGUAAUCAUUGUAAUACAGCAAACCACUUACAGAUGGAAAAAUGUGGAAAAAAAUGGUGCUUUCAGUACAAAAUAACAAAUUACUGGAGGAAACAAUUGCGGAGUUACCUUAUGUGCCACAAAGCAAGCGUAACUUUGUAUAAACUUCUGUGUAAUUGUAUAAACUUCUUCCCUUGUGCUGCAAUCUGGGGAAUGCAAAGUGUUGAACAAUUCAGUAUUUUCAGAAAUACUGUCUAGUUUAACGUCAUUUGGAUUUAUGCCUUCAUUUAUUGUUGUAGGUUCUCUAUGGCAACCCAUUACCACUAAUUCCUUCUCUUGACGUAGUGACUGGAUGUGUAGCUCUUAACCUCUAAUGCACCUCUUUUUGUCAUUAAUAAACCACUGAGGUGUCACUGUUUCAUCAAGUGGAGGUGGGGAGGAUUGCCAUGUACACUGGAAGAGCCAACUUUAACUCCUCAAGUUGAAUAGCAUCAUAGAAUGGCUUGGCUUGAAAGGGGCAGUGAAGACUAUCCAGUUCCAACUCCCUUCCAUGGGCAGGGCUGCCACCCACUAGUUCUGGCUGCUCAGGGUUCCAUCCAACCUGGCCUUGAAUGCCUUCAGGGAUGGAGCAUCCGCAGCUUCUCUGGGCAGCUGUGCCUGUGCCACACUGCCCUCUCAGUAAAGAAUUUCCUUCAAAUAUCUAACAUCUCUUUCUUAUACUUUAAAAGCAUUCUUCUUUAUUCCAUCGCUGUUAGACUGUGUAAAAAGUCAGUCUCUGUCUUGAAUAUAAGCUCCUUGUAAGUACUGAAAGGCGACAGUGAGGUUUCCCCAGUGCCUUCCCCAAGGUGAACAAGCCCAAAUCCCUCAGUGUGUCUUCAGAGGAGAGGUGCUCCAGCCCUCUGAUCAUCUUUGUGGCUCUCCUCUGGACCUGCUCCAACAACUCCAUAUCUUUCCUGUGCUGGAGACCUUAGACCUCCAGUACUCCAGAUGAGCACUCUUGAGGGCAGAACAGAAAGGAACGAUCACCUCCCUCCCUCUGCUGGACACCCCUGUUUUGAUAGAGCCCACGCUAUGUUUGGCCUUGUGGACUGCUAGCACACGCUGCUGACUCAUGUUAAUCUUUUUGUGUACCAAGACCCUCAGUCCUUCUGUGCAGGGCUGUUCUCAAUGAGUUCUUCUCCCAGUCUGUACACAUACCUGGGAUCACCAUGACCCAAGUGUGAAACCUUGCACUCUGCCUUGUUGAAUCUCAUUAGGUUCAUGUUGGCCCACUUUUCAAUCCUGUCAAGGUGCCUUUUAUGGCAUCCCUCUCUUCUACCGGAUUAAGUACUCCAUUCACCUUGAUGUCAUCAGCAAACUUGCUGAGGAUGCCUUCAGUCUCACUGUAUCAUUGAUAAAGAUGCUAGAGAGCACUGGUCCCAGAAUGGACUCCUGGGGGACAUUGCUCAUUACUAGCCUCCACUUGGACAUAGAGUCAUUAACCACAAUGCUCUGGCUGUGACCAUCCAACCAGUUCUUUAUCCAUCCAAUAGUCCAGCCUUCAAAUCCAUAUCUCUCCAAGUUAGAGAUAAGGAUGUGGUGUGGAACCAUGCCAAAGGCCUUGCACAAGUCUGGGUAGAUAACAUCAGUUUCUCUUCCUUUUUGUCCACUAAAGCUGAUACUGUCACAGAAGGCCGCCAGAUAGGUCAGGUGUGAUUGCUCUAGGUGAAGGCAUGCUGGCUGUUUCAGAUCACCUCAUCUUGUAUAUGCUAUAGUAUAGCUUCAGGAGGAUCUGUUCUAUGAUCUUCCCAGGCACAGAGGUGAGGCUGAAUGUGUAGUUCCUGAAGUCUUCCUUUCUGCCCUUCUUAAAAAUGGGAGUGAUGCUUCCCUUUUUCCUGUCAAUAGGGACUUCACCUGUCAGCCAUGAUUCUUCUAAUAUCAUGAAGAUUGGCUUGGCAACUACAUCAUGCAGUUCCUUCAGGACACUGGGAUUCAUAUUAUUGAGCCAUAGAGGUUCUCUUUCAGUCUUAUCAGGUGGUCUCAAACUUCUCUUACAGCAGGAGGAGUUUCACUCUCUCAACGUCUGCUUAGUGGUUCAGGGAUGUGAGAGAUGUGGGAAAUGUGACUGCCAGUGAAGACUGAGGCAAAGAACUCACUGAGUACCUCAGCCUUCUGCUUGUCUGUUACUGCCAGUAACUGCCAGUUAUUGCCUUCUCAUUUAUCAGAGGAGUACGCUCUCCUUGGCCUGUCUGUUCUGACCAAUGUACCCAUAAAAUCCCUUGAUAUCUUUCACAUCCCUCACCAAAUUCUCUUCCAUCUGCACUUUGGCUUUCUUGAUCUCAUCUCUACACAUCCAGACAGCAUUACUAUAUUCUUCCCAGGGCUCACAACCUUACUUCACUGCCUGUACCUGUCCCUCUUUUCCUUCAGUUUGACAAGCAGGUCCUUGUUCAGCCAUGCCAGUCUCUGCCCGAUAUCUUAUGCUGGACCAGGAAGUUGUCCUCAGUGCAUUCCAGGAGUCUCCUGGUUUGCUUGCAGACUUCCAGUGUUGUUCCCCAGUAGAUAUCAGGUGGUUGAAAUCCACCAUCAGGAUGAGAGCCUGCAGGCACGAUGCUUCUUGUAGAUGAAGCGAGAAAGCCUCAUCAACAGUCUCCUCUUGGGAAGGCAGUCUGCAGCAGACCCCAACUACCACAUUUUUCUCAGAGGCAGCACUUCUCAUUCUAUCCACUUCCUAACAUAACAGGCAACUCCUCUGCCCCUGCUUCCCUGCCUGUCUCUUCUGACAAGCUUGUAGCCCAUGCAGUGUUCCACUUGUGCAAUUCGUCCCACCGCAUUUCCAUUAUAGCAAUUUCAAUUACAGCAGUUUCCUAAUUGCACAAUGGCUUCCGACUCCUCUUGCAUAUUUCCUGUGCUGCAUGCAUUAGAGUGGAGGAACUUCAUCUAGAUUAUUGGCUAUGUCACCUUGUUUGAGGAGCUUUGUGGGACUUUGGAAUACCAUGGUACAUCUGAUCCUACAGAAUUUGAUUGGACUGGAUCAAGUAUCUAAACAGAACUAAGUUUGUAUUCUUGCUUUCUUUUUUUCUUUUUGUUCACUUUCAAACACAUCUGCCAGCCUCUGAUCAUAGGGGAUGCUGCUGCUACAAGCUUCACAGAUUUUAUAAUAGGAAAACUAUCUAAUGGGCCUGGUUUUCCUGCAAGCGAAAUUUUGCAUUCCCUUCCUUUAAGCCUUUCUUAAUCCCAGUGCACUUCUUGCUUUUGCAAAGCUGGAGCUGAACAACAGUAAUUCUGAACCAUUGAAGUUUCUCUUCUCCUGAAGGUUUCUUCUUGAAAGUUCCUCCUUAAAGUUUCUCUUCUCUCAAAAGUUUUGUAGGAACUCUGCAUAUAAUGAGAAGGGAGAAGGGAUUAUUUAAUAACUUACAUUGCUGAGUUUAUGUAUUAAACUGCAAAGGUUGGAAAAAUGUUUAAAUAUAAUUGCAAAAACGCCAGCACAAGCAUAAACUCGAUGCUUGGUACUGUUUGAUACAGAGUGUGCUGUCCUUCCCUGAGUGAACAGUAAAGAGGGGGGGAAUCUUGGUACUAUCUCUUUCUCUUGCUUCUCUUUGCAAAAUGGGAAGUCAUAGAACCAUAGAAUGGUUUGAGUUGGAAGUACAUUUAAAGAUCAUCUAGUCCAACUCCCCUGCAAUGAACAGGGACAUCUACAAGUCAAUCUCAAUUGCUGAGAGCCCCAUCCAGCCUGACCUUGAACAUCUUCAGGGAUGGGGCAUCCACCACCUCUUUGGGCAAUAUGCUCCAGUGCCUCACCACCCACACUGAAAACUUCUUCAUUAUAUCCAAUCUAAAUCUCCCCUCUUUUAGUUUGAAACCAUUUCCCCUUGUCCUGUCAUGACAGACCCUACUAAAGAGUCUGUCCCCUUCUUAUAGCUCCCCUUUUGAUACUGAAAAGCUGCUUUCAGGUCUCUGCUGAGCCUUCUCUUCUCCUGUAGAAGGCCACAGGUUAGUCAGGCAGAACUUGCUCUAAGUAAAGCCAUGUUUGUUUUUCUGUUUCACCUUAAUGCUGUCAUUUUGGUCUGCCUGGCAUCAGUUUGUUCCACUGCUGAGAGCAGCAAUACUAGAACUAUUUUGAUGCCAAUUUCAGCUUUUUGUUUUAGAAAGAUUUUGUGGUGUAAGAACGGGCCAAGUGACUCCAUAGCAUAGGAGUUUGUAAACAUUACUUUAGCUGCAAACAGUUUAACAUCCUGUCUUGAGUCAUGGUUAAGCUAUUCUUGUGGAUAUAGGGUGAAGCUGUGGGCCAUACAAAAGAGUGAAUGUGCCUGAUGUUGAUUUUUGAGGGCUUCUACACAAAUUAACUCGAUUUGCAUAUAUAGGUUAUGCGUAUGAGACUGGAUUCUCUUGAAUGAGUAAUAGCCAAACCAGCGUCCCACAUACCAGGAAGUGGCUGAGGUGGUGCAAAGUGGAAAAAAAACUCGGUUUUCCUCUGUCGUACUUUUCACAGCUUCCAAGACAAAAAACAGCACUGCCCUCAUCUUCUUGCAUGGUUAGCUACAACUGUCAGGGGAUGUUGCUUCCGAUUUUGAAGUUUAAACUUGUUUAAAUUUGCUCAUUAAAUUCAAUUUAAAUUUGCACAUUGCAUCUCUUUUUUAAAACCUUCAAAGGAAGUGUGGCGAGGAGGUCUCUCAUAGAAAGAAAGGGGAUCUCCUGGUUCCUUUUAGACUUCGAUUUCUGAGAAUAUUUUUUACAUUAGUUUUGUGAUACAUAUUUGAUUAGUGUUUCUGCUAUUCUGCCCACAUGGGUGCAAUUUAAGAAUAGAUUUCAAGAUGUUGGAAAAAAUGAUCUUUUUUUUCAGUAUACUUGCAACUCCAAUUUCAGUCUACAUAAAUACGCUACCUGUGAAUUUUCAAAUGGAAUGUAUAGAGUUGCUAUCAGACAUUUAACUCAAGGAAAAAAUCGAUCAUGUCUCUACCAGACUUUUGUAAGUCAUCGAAGUAUUUAGGCCUGAACAAUAGGCCCUGAAUCAAAGUUGGCCUCUAGAUGAACCUCACAACCAAACGCUAUGCCAUAUGUGCAGUGCAAUAUUUACCUGUUUUGCUGUUUUAAUAUGAAUAUAUAUUUUGAGGCCAAUUUGUAAAGAUCAGUGCCCUUAUUGUGUGGCACUACCUAAUAGGGGAUUUUUCUUUAUUUAGGACAUCUUGAGAACAGUGAGACCAGACAUCUGACCUUUUUGAGAAAUAUGUGGUUAAAGCCCAAACAGAUAAGAAACUCCACUGGUUCCUCCUCAAGCCCAGGCCAGGCUUUGAGUGGAACCCAACAGGAGAAUGACACCAGAUGUUUCUGCACUUGAAGUUACAUGAGCUUGUUUAUUCAACAAUAUAAAAACAGAACCCCCUUGCAGCAAAUUCAGAGACUUCACCUAUGAGUGGACACACUGCAUAGGACCUCCCAGUUGCUGAGGAAGGUUCUCCAAAUCCCUGCUGCAACCAGGGCUCACCAGAGGUUGCAGAUCUGGAUGAUAGUAAGGUAUUAGGGCAAUUGGUGAUGAAUCUUUCAUAAUCACUGUUGUUAAUCUUGUGCAGUACUGAUUAGGUGCAUUAUCUUAUCCUGUUUUAUUCUGGCUGUACUUUUCACUUAC
This is a messenger RNA of Lagopus muta (rock ptarmigan), 8993 nucleotides long. It is a transcript of the gene ARFGAP3, whose product is annotated as ADP ribosylation factor GTPase activating protein 3. Gene Ontology annotation, molecular function: GTPase activator activity. The coding region runs from base 337 to 1659 and encodes 440 amino acids. The transcript has 16 exons. The record is from RefSeq and is a predicted model, not a curated record. Gene Ontology annotation, biological process: COPI coating of Golgi vesicle. Lineage: Eukaryota; Metazoa; Chordata; Aves; Galliformes; Phasianidae.